Wickerhamiella sorbophila is the source of this 1257-nucleotide messenger RNA. RefSeq names its product Dolichyl-diphosphooligosaccharide--protein glycosyltransferase subunit WBP1. Gene Ontology annotation, cellular component: endoplasmic reticulum membrane; oligosaccharyltransferase complex. Bases 1 to 1257 code for a protein of 418 amino acids. The record is from RefSeq and is a predicted model, not a curated record. The transcript has a single exon. NCBI's taxonomy places the organism in Eukaryota, Fungi, Ascomycota, Dipodascomycetes, Dipodascales, Trichomonascaceae.
AUGCGUCUGAGUAUACUUGGGGCCACCUUGGCGGUGCUGAGCCGAGUGGUGACAGCAGCGCCGCUUGGAGAACGCACACUGGUUGUUGUGGACAGCACAGGCGAUAUUGCUGAAGUUGGCGAGUCCAUCUCAGAGUCGUUUAAAAGCCGUGGUCAUGAAGUUACUGUUUCUCAAUUGAAGUCGGCACCCCCGCUUCACAGCUUUGGCGAGCGUGCCUUUGACAAUGUCUUGAUUGUUCCGGGCAAAACCAAGGGUCUUGGUCAUAACUUUGGUGCUAAGCAGAUCCUAGACUUUUUCAAUGAGGGUGGUAACAUUGUAGCUCUCACAUCUGGUGACUUUUCACCGGCCGCGCUGCGAGACGCUGCCGCCCAAUUCGGCAUCAGUCUUGGCCCCAAAGGAACUGUGUUUGUAGAUCACUUUGGAUCCGGCAAAAUCGGUGUUGAUGAGUCUUCAUUCAGAGACUCUAUUCUCACCUUUACCGGGCCCGUUUCUGUGAACAAUUCUGGUGCUGGUCUUUUGACCGGUACGUCAAAAUACGCGUUCCCAUUUGUUCGUGCUCCCGUAACUGCAUACGCUUACAACAGGCUGCUUGACGAUGGUGAAGACAGCGGCCAGAUUGCGCCGUUUGUUGCAGGGUCUCGAGGUGUCCUGGCCGCAGGCAGCCAGGGCCGCAAUGGUGCACGGUUCGCAUGGAUCGGCUCUUCUGAUUUGGCGACUUCUAGCUAUGGUGACGAGAUUUUGCAAUGGGCAUUCCAAGAGCGCGGCGUCCUGAGAAUUCGUGAUGUUAAACAUGAGCUGGCCGAAACUGGCGAGAGCUCGUUGUUGUACCGUAUCAACGACAAACUCAAGUUCUGUGCCCAAAUCGAAGAAUGGGACAGCGAGAAAUCAGAGUGGGCUCCUCGUCAAGGUGCCACAGACAUCCAAUUAGAGUUCAAGAUGCUCGACCCCUACUACAGACUGACCCUGAAGGAGCAGUCACCUGGUCAAUACUGCACAGAGUUCCAGGCACCUGACCAGUACGGCAUGUUUACAUUCCUUAUUGACUACCAGAGACUCGGCAAGACGUUUUUGCACUCUGCCAACGUGGUUACUCUACGACCUAAUGCUAACGACGAGUGGGCACGUUCCUGGACUAUCACAAACUCUUGGGUGUACCUGUCUGGUCUGACGACCAUCGUGUUUGCGUUCUUGAUUUUUGUUCCUAUGUAUCUUGCCCUUCCUCCUAUAACCAAACCUGUCGGCAAGGCAGAAAAGUAA